AUGACCAAGCCGGAGCAAGUUUUAACUAUCGAACCUCAGGGCGAGUUAAGAUUCCGUGGCCCAUUUACAGGUUCACCAGUCACAUCAUACAUAAAGUUAAUUAAUCCAACAACUCAAAAAGUAUAUUUUAAAAUAAAGACUACUGCUCCAAAGAGAUACUGCUUUGAUCCAAAUGAAAAAAACAAACACAAGUUCAUGGUACAAACAGUUAUAGCACAAGAGGGUGACAAUGACGACUGUGUCCACGAUGUGUGGAAAGACAUCAAUGAGGAUUUGGUUAUGGAGUACAAAUUAAAGUGCGUGUUUGAGAACCCAGUUAGCAGUAACACAUCCGGAAAAGUGUCAGCUGCUCCAACUCAGUCUAAAAACGAGCCCAGUACAGUUAAUGGAAAAAAUAAAGCCACUGGUGAUGGAGCUAAACCGACUGACAAACAACUUAUCGAGUACGAAGAAAAGUUAAUGAAAGCCGCUGCAGAAGUUAAUCAUUUGAGGGUAGAAGAAAGUAAUUUGAGGCAGGAAUGUCUUCAACUCAAGGAAGAACUAAUGAGAUACCGAAAUAUGGAAAAGGGUGGAAACAUUACGUCAGGACGAAUGACAUCUGGGUCUUUAGAACGUAGUAAUCCACAACUAUUGAAUAUGACACCUACUCUAGCAAUUGCAGCGGUUGUUGUCUUGAUAAUUGGUUAUUUCUUCGGAAAAUUAAUCUGA
Messenger RNA from Cotesia congregata, 708 nucleotides. NCBI's taxonomy places the organism in Eukaryota, Metazoa, Arthropoda, Insecta, Hymenoptera, Braconidae. The record is from the annotation of a GenBank genome assembly.